CGCGCGGCAAGCGACGCGUUCGCUUUUGGCUCCGGGUCGGCCUGCGUUCGAGAAUCCAUCGUCGCUUUCGUGACCAAAAAAGGGGUCGUCGUCGCAGCACGGACGUCGGACAGCGCGAAAAAAAGCAAAAACGAGGAAGCGAUCAAGCGCGAAGAGGCAAGAGGCCGCUCCGGAGCGCCCUUUCCCGCCGCGACCGGCAGUGUGCCACAGUAGGUCACGGCGCCAGCCGCGGUCCAAGUCUAUAAAUAAGCGGCGACGGCGGCGCAGGGCUCGAGCUCUGCCUCCUAGUUGCGCCGCGGCCCUCGUCGAGCGACAUGCCCGGAGGCUGCCUCGCCGAGCGGAGGACCGGCGGAGCGAGGGUUCCCCCGCGGCGGCGGCGGCGGCGGCGGCUGCUGCUGCUGCACUCCCCGACGGCGAUGUGGACGCACUGGCUCGCGCUGGCCUGGCUGCUGCGGCCGGGCUGCUGCGCGUCGACGGUCGUCCUGGGCGGCUUCUUCGGCGGCGAGGAGGCGCUCGGGCGGCGCACGUUCCUGGCGGCGGCGCGCGCGGUCAGCGGCUGCGCCGACAGUCCCGAGGUCUGCGAGCUGAUGCGCCCGAGCGACGAGCACGUGGACCUGGGCGAAUACCACCGGCUGCGGCUCGAGGCGCUGGCCGUGGAGGUCGGCGAGGAUGGCGGCGAGGACGGCGGCGAGGACGGCGGUGACCUCCUCCGCGUCGGCGAGAAGUUCGAGCAGAUCGCGAGCGCCGACGAGCAGCGCGGCUUGGCGGCGGUCAUCGGACCGCACGAGGGCGUCGCCUCACUGUACGUGCAGGGCCUGUGCGAGCGGCUGGACGUGCCGCAGAUGGUGAUCCGGCGCGAGGUCGGGGAGUCGCGGGACCCCCCACGGGCGAUCAACCUCUAUCCUGACACGAGGACGCUGGGCAACGUCUACGUGCAGAUGAUACAGCGGAUGAAGUGGGGGUCCUUCUCGAUACUGUACGACACCACGGACAGUCUGAUAGCCGUGCGGGACGUGCUGAAGCUGGCCGAGCCCUACACCCGUGACAUCCGGGCCUUCAAGCUGGGCGGCGGGCCAAACUUCAGCGAGCCACUGCUGGCCGCGAAGGCCUCGGGCCACAGGAGCUUCCUGCUGAGCUGCGACUACGAGGUGCUGUUCGCCGCGAUGAAGCAGGCGCAGGAGGUCGGGCUGAUGUCAGAGGCGUACAAGUACUUGGUGACUUCCCUGGUACGGCGGGAUCUGCAGGCGAUCGACCUGUGGCCGUUCAGGCACACCGGCGCCAACAUCACGGGCCUGCGACUGGUCGACCCGGACGAGCCGUUGACCGCGCGCCUGCCCGAGCUCGGCCUGGAGUCGGCGGACCGGCUGCGCGUCCACGACGCCCUGACGUUCGACGCCGUGGCGCUGUUCGCGCAGGCCUACAAAGACCUGGCCUACAACGAGCCCGGGGCCGGCGAGUCUCGGCGCGUGCGGCCGCACGGGCUCAGCCUGCGCAACUACAUGCUGUCGAGCCAGCUGAACGGCCUGACGGGGCCGCUGGCGUUCGACGCGGACGGCGCGCGGCGCGGCUUCAGGCUGGGCGUGCUGAACCUGCGCCCGACGGGUCUGGCGGCGGUCGGCACCUGGGAGCCCGAGCGCGGCUUCGGCGACGUCAGCCUCGCCGGCGACACGCCGAUGGAGCACGUCAAGGUCCUCAUUACCAUGAACGCGCCGUACGCGCAGAAGGUCAGCCAGUCGUACCGGCUGACGGGCAACGAUCGCUACGAGGGCUUCGUCGUCGACAUCAUCAAGGCGCUCGCGCGCGAGAUGAGCUUCAACUUCACGCUCUACGUGCAGGAGGACUCGGACAACGGCGGCUGCUCCAAGGACCCGCUCACCCAGCAGUGCAGCUGCGGCGGCAUGAUGGGCAAGCUGCUGCGAGACGAGAUGGACAUGGCCAUCACGGACCUGACCAUCACGGAGAGCCGCGCCAAGUGCAUCACCUUCUCCACGACCUUCAUGAGCCUGGGCAUGAGCAUUCUGUACAAGAAGCCGCAGAAGGCCAAGCCCCAGUGGUACUCGUUCUUCAUGCCCUUCAACGCCAGCGUCUGGAUGAACCUGGCGAUCGCCUGGAUCGUCGUGGCCGUCUUCUUCUACGUGCUGGCGCGCCUCAGUGCCGACGAGUGGGCCAACCCGUACCCUUGCAUCGACGAGCCCGACGAGCUGGAGAAUCAGUUCAGCAUCGACAACGCCAUCUGGUUCGCCAUCGGCGCCCUCCUGCAGCAGGGCUCCGAGCUCGCGCCCAUCGCCCAGUCGACGAGGAUCCUGGCGGGCUCGUGGUGGUUCUUCUGCCUCAUCAUCUGCAACACCUACACGGCCAACCUGGCCGCCUUCCUGACGAGCGAGAAGCCCGAGGUGAUCGUCGAUGACAUCAGCGACCUGUUCAACCAGACGACCAUCAAGUACGGGGCGAAGCGCGGCGGUGCCACCUUCAAGUACUUCGAGAGCUCGACGCAGCCGGAGAUCCGGGCCAUGUACGAGACCAUGAUCGAGCCCGAGUGGAACAAGCAGUGGAUGGUGGGCUCGAACGACGAGGGUAUCGCGCUGGCGGCCGACGACAGCAAGAACUUCGCCUUCUUCACCGAGUCGCCGACCAUCGAGUACGUGCAGCACCGCAUCUGCAACCUGGAGCAGGCGGGUGGCCUGAUCGACCAGAAGGCCUACGCCAUCGGCUACGCCUCGAAUUUCAGGCACGUGCUCGAGACGAACGCCGUCAUGUCCAAGCUGAACGAGCGCGGCGUGAUCAAGGAGCUCUACAAGAAGUGGUGGACGGAGAAGGGCGCCGUGUGCACCGACAGCACCUCCAGCAUGCCCGAGCCCAUGACCCUCACCCAGCUGGUCGGCGUGUUCUACGUGCUGGGCGGCGGCCUGCUCGUCUCCAUCCUCGUCAUGUGCCUGGAGUUCGCGCUCAACGUGCGCUCCGUGGCCAGGGCGACCAAGGUCGCGCCCGGCCAGGUGUUGGCGCGCGAGCUCAGCUUCAUCCGGAGCAUGCGGGAGGCCAAGCCGGUGCUCGCCGAGCGGAGCGCGGAGGAGGACCAGCAGCUCGCCGCGAAGGAGACCGGCUCGCCGCCCCGGCCGGCCGAUCUGGUCGAGGCUCCGCCGCAAUAAACCUCAGCCACGUCAGCAGCUCUGUCUUGUCUGUUUCGCCCUGUCCCCCUCGAACCGCGCCGCGGCCGAGCUCGACGCGAUCGCUCGCCUCGCCGACUCGGAGAACGGCGUUAUCUCGCGGCCGGCCGGCGAGUUAUCGCGUGAACUUUCCCC
This is a messenger RNA of Phymastichus coffea, 3299 nucleotides long. Its product is annotated as glutamate receptor ionotropic, kainate 2-like. Gene Ontology annotation, molecular function: glutamate-gated receptor activity; transmitter-gated monoatomic ion channel activity involved in regulation of postsynaptic membrane potential. NCBI's taxonomy places the organism in Eukaryota, Metazoa, Arthropoda, Insecta, Hymenoptera, Eulophidae. Gene Ontology annotation, biological process: synaptic transmission, glutamatergic; monoatomic ion transport; modulation of chemical synaptic transmission. The record is from RefSeq and is a predicted model, not a curated record. Gene Ontology annotation, cellular component: plasma membrane; postsynaptic membrane. The transcript has 15 exons. Bases 315 to 3146 code for a protein of 943 amino acids.